Molecule: messenger RNA, 2628 nt
Organism: Malassezia globosa CBS 7966
Lineage: Eukaryota; Fungi; Basidiomycota; Malasseziomycetes; Malasseziales; Malasseziaceae
Exons: 3
Coding region: 1-2628 (875 amino acids)
Biological process (GO): vesicle-mediated transport; intracellular protein transport
Cellular component (GO): plasma membrane; secretory granule
Molecular function (GO): syntaxin binding
Source: RefSeq, a predicted model, not a curated record
AUGCAGUACAUGGCUGCUGUCAUGCGCAUGUUUGAUAUUCUCGAGCAAAAUGUCACCAAGGUCGACAAGAUCGAAAAGCCACGCGAGCCAGAGCCUGGGAUGGAGACUGCCUAUUUACUAUGUGCAACCACGCACAAUGUCGAGCGAAUCAUUGAAGAUAUGACGCCCACACGUACCAGGCCGCCUUUGUAUGAUGCAGCCCAUGUGUUCUUUGUAGAUGCAGUAUCGGACGAGCUCGUCGAGAAGCUCACGCGUUCAAAGGCAGGACCCAAGCUAAAGCAGCUAGUUGAGCUAUUUAUCAACAUGUGGCCGACCGAGUCACAGACGUUCAUGCUAAAGCAUCCAAGCUCGUUCUUCACCGUGUUUCAGCCAAUGGAUACCAAAUUUUCGCCAUCGAUGGACGAAGCUCUCGCCUUGAUGCAAGACGAGCUCGAUAUGUCGACGCAAGCCAUCCUAAAUGUUUGUGUUACUUUGAAUGAAAAUCCCUUGAUUAGAUACUUGCACACGCCCGGCAAGAUCCUCGGACCCCUUUCCCCUGAGGCACUCUCCGACACCAUUGAGGGCACGUUUGCCGCUGAUGACGCACGCAUCUCCGAUGUGCCAGGCCGCAUCCAGAUUGGUGUACCAUUCACGCAACAGCUUGCUCAUCGCGUUCAGGCAGCGCUGGACGACUAUUCAAAGAACCAGAUGCUCGGUGAUCCCGGCCGUCCACGCGGCGUCCUGUUUAUCACGGACCGCACGAUGGAUCUCGUCUCGCCGUACCUGCACGAGUUCACCUACCAAGCGAUGGUGUACGAUCUCGUUCAAAUUCACGACAACACAUACAAGCACACUUAUGUGAACUCAGAGGGCGCGCGUGAAGAGCUUGUCGUUGAGCUGAAUGAUGAAGACGAGAUCUGGACAUCCAUUCGCCACCUACACAUCGCCGAAGCGAUCGUGUACCUGACCCGAGAGUUCCAACAACAUAUGGGAGAGGCAAGCCAGUUCUCCGACAGCAUGUCAAUCAGCGGCAUGCGGGAUAUGCUUACGGCUCUCCCCCACAUGCAGCAGACGAAAGAGAAACUGUCGGUGCAUCUGGCACUUGCACAGUUGUGCAUGGACAAGUUUGAGCGCAGCAAGCUUUCUGCCCAGGCCAUGGUCGAGCAGAAUGCAGCGACGGGCCAGACGCCUGAGGGCUCGCGCCCUCGCUCCCUCGUUGAGGAAAUGGUCCCGAUUCUCGAUGACCCCUCUAUCACAAACUCAGACAAGGUGCGCAUCAUUGCUUUGUAUAUUUUGUAUAGCGAUGGUGUGCAGGACGAAGACCGCCGCCGAUUGUUCCAGCAUGCACGACUCACAGGCGGAGAAACGGCGUCCAUUACGAAUCUUUCGCUUCUCGGUGCGCGCGUGACUCGGGAGCCCUCGACGUCGAGCCUCGAUGCCAUCUUUCGCAAGCGCCGGAAAACUCUCGCGCCCCGCUUGCCUGCCGCUGGUCAGUCAGAGUAUGAACUGAGUCGAUGGCAGCCCCUUCUCCGCACGAUGCUUGAAGACCAUCUGUUGGGCCGUCUCGAGCAAGCCAUGUUUCCUUAUGUGCGUGAUGCGCCGCCCGAGCAGCCAUUCUCUGCACAGCUGCAGCAGCGGUCCAUGUCGUUCAGUGCUAGUGCGUCUGAUAUGGCCACAUCUAUGCUGCACUCGGCGAUCAAUGCUACCGGUGGCAAAGACUCGCCACUCGCGCGCGUAGGCGCCGGCUUUGGCUUCGAUCAGUCCAGCUCAACACGCGCACAAACGCUACGUGGCGGCGGCACAACGAGUCUGCGAAGUGCACGGCCCACAUGGCAUCAAAAGGGUCGCUCGCAAUCGGCAGCGAGUAUCGCAGCGCCUGCUGGUGCCGGCAGCAGCACAGCUGCUGGCGCUGGCGGCACGUUGGGAUCACAGCGUGCACCAUCCACCGUUUUAGAAGAAAUGAGCAAUCCAUCUGCUCAGCGUCUCAUUGUAUUUAUGGUCGGCGGUGUCACGUAUUCUGAGAUGCGCACGGCCUAUCAGGUCGGCAAACGCAACAACGCUGAAGUAUACCUUGGUUCCUCUCAUGUAUUCACGCCUCUUUCCUAUAUGGACUCAUUACGUGUAAUAGGCACACCUCGGCAACCCGUGCCGCCUGAUCUACAUGUCGAGGCACGUCGGCGUGCCCAGGAGGCGGAGCGAGAGCAACUCUUGGCACAACAACAGGGCAAGAAAGUGAAGAAUGCACCACCGCUCAAGAAGCCCCAAUACCCCCAGGAACUCUGGCCACAAGCGCGGUAUGACUUGCGUUUUACUACAGAAGACGAAGUACCCUCUGCUACUGCUGCUACUGCUACUCCUGCUGAUACUCCUGCUGCUCCCCCGCCCAUGCCUGAAAAGAGUGCGAAUCGCCUCGCGAGGCUUAAGAAGGGUGGCAAGGAUGUUUCGAUGGGUGCUAGUGCAUCUUCGCCCGCGAAGUACGACAGUGCGCCUCCAAACUCCGAUUCUCCAGAUCCAUCCAACGCCGCGGCGGGUGCCGUGCCUGCUGCGCCCACAUCGGUCGCGGCACCUGAUCCACCCAUCUCCACCAGUAGAAACCGCUGGGGCCGCGACAUGUCCAAGUUCAAGCAUGCUUUGUUCCACAAAAGGUAG